GAGGAGCAGAGGCUGGACUGAAGGUCAAAAAAGCAGCUAUUCAUCCUGAGAGCUGAGGCACAAACGAGCACACGAUGGCCGGUGAACAACGCUUUGUAAUUAGUGCCCGCAUUAUCGGAGACGUGCACAGGGACACACCAAAACUCAAGAUGUUCAUGAUAUCAGUGUUAUGGUCUGACGAGGCUGAAGUUAUCGUCUACAGAUCCUUCAAGGAUUUCAAGAAAUUCCAUAGGCAGCUGAAAAACAGAAUCCCUCACAUGAGCCCUUUCAGUAAAAAUGACAGAGUGAUCCCCAAAUUUAGAGGGGAAAGCAGGAGGAGCAGCCUCCAGCAGAAAGGAUCCAAGCAAUCCAUCCAGCGCAUGAAGUUCCUGGAGAGCUACUGUGACAAACUGUUGAAAUGCGACCAAACUGUGACUCAGAGCUCAGAGGUCACACAGUUUUUCAUGCCCAAAGACCAUGACCUGCAGCCAGACUUCACCAAGAACAGCAUCAUGAUCAUGCUGUCUGAUGAUCUGCCUGAUGGCUCAGGUGGAGGAGAGGGGGAUGUGACUCGCCAGCAUGCGGGCAGCGUCACUCACCCAUUUGUCACCCAAACUUACCGCUGCGUGGCUGCUUACGAGACAAAGGAUACCAAGAAUCGUCCAUUUAAGGUCGCUGUGGACGAGAAGCUGGAUGUCCUGAUCAAAGACCCUGCAGGUUGGUGGUUGGUGGAGAGCGAGGAUAAGGUUUUGGCUUGGUUUCCUGCUCCCUACCUGGAGUUGUGGGAAGGAGAGGACGAUGAUGACGCUGAAUUCCAGCUUGCAGGUGCCCUGUACUGUGCCGUGAGAAGUUAUUUGACUAAGAAGGAAGACGAGGUGUCUGUGCCCAUUGGCUCUAUAGUGGAGGUGCUGAGGAAGUCUGACAACGGCUGGUGGCUCAUAAGAUUCAAUGGCAAGUUAGGUUACAUCCCCUCCAUGAACCUGCAACCAUACAACAACCCACGAGCAGGCCUUUACAGCCUGCAGAGAAAGCUGCACAGCUCCACUCUGAACCUUGCAACCAGCAGGGAACCUCAGGCUUCUCGUCCAUCCAGCAUCAACAAAGAAAACAGCCCACAACAGGGUUCUGCAGGUCAGUCCAGAGGAGAAUCCAGUGUGCCCGGGCGUCUCCACAAGGCCCGAUCUCUGGAUGUUCUUUCUGAGACCUGGUCGCAAACACAGAUGGAGAGGGACGCCUCAACUACAGACGGCCGUCCUCGCAGCAUAAGCAACACAAACGAAUCAAGCGACACAAGCACUGAGAUCAGCUUCUCCUCAAGCAGCGAAUCGUCCCCAAGUUUAAGAGAGGAAGAGCAGCGCGAGAGCCACAAGGGCAGUCCUGCAGCCUCACCCCAGUCUAGUGUCAGCCCCGAUCUCAGCCUCUCUGACCGCCCCGGCUCCAACACUAGCUCUGACAGCUCUGGAUCUGUCAGCUCCAAAGGCAGCGAGACGGCCUCAAUGGCUCCCAGGGUUCCACCCAGACCCAAAACCGAGGAGAUCCUGACCCGCUGCACCACCAUGACCCGCAAGGCAGCCCUGGCCACCAAGACCCGGCUUCAGAUUCAGCCAGAGUCCAUCCACAGCCGCUAG
Molecule: messenger RNA, 1607 nt
Organism: Sebastes umbrosus (honeycomb rockfish)
Lineage: Eukaryota; Metazoa; Chordata; Actinopteri; Perciformes; Sebastidae
Product: NADPH oxidase organizer 1-like
Exons: 8
Coding region: 75-1607 (510 amino acids)
Biological process (GO): superoxide anion generation
Molecular function (GO): phosphatidylinositol binding; protein binding; superoxide-generating NADPH oxidase activator activity
Source: RefSeq, a predicted model, not a curated record